GCCCAAGGGCACGGUGGCGCGCUGGCUGCCCGCGCCCGGCGAGAAGCGCGUGUACGAGACGUGGGUGCUGUGGUACUCGAUCGUGUGGAUGGGCGCGUUCGGUGUCAUCAUCGCGCUCGAACUGUACGAGGAGUUCACCGCGGCGACUUACUUUCUCGUCUGCGGCGGCCUCGCGGCGCCGCUAGUGCUGCGCGAGUUGGCGAGAGGCGGCGCGGACGGGCGGCCGCUGGGCGAACGGCACGGUGCGCGCGCGCAGCUUUGGAUCGCCAUCUUUGGCUUCAUCGGCAACUACUGGUACACGCACUACUUUUACUGUGUGCUGCGCGCGCGCUACACGGUGCCCGCGUGGCGGCUGAAUGACGUGCCCAUCUGCAUGUACCUCGCCACCCACUUUUACUUUUCCUCCUACCAUGUCUUCGCCAACCUGGCGCUGCGGCGCGUCGCGACCGGCUUUGCGCCCGGCAACCUGCGCACCGCUCUGUUCGCGUACGUGGUCUGCGCCCUCUCGUACGCCACCGCCUUCAUGGAGACGCUCACGAUCUCGCACUUUCCGUACUACGACUUUGAGGACCGGCACAUGGCGUACACCCUCGGCUCGGCCUUCUACGGCAUCUACUUCCUCGUCUCCUUCCCGGUCUACUACGCACUCGACGAGCCCGGCAACACGCCUCUCGAGGGCACCGGCCUCCGCGGCGUCGCCCUCUCCUCGCUCGGCGCCGGCAUGCUGGUGCUGCUGCUGCUCGACCUGACACGGCUCGCCGCCGCGGGAGCUCCGCUCACCAUCGGAGGCAAGCUGUGGGAGGUGACGCCGAAGGGACUGGCGGGGUCCGCCUGACUCCCCCCCCCGCCGCCUUCUUCCGUCCGGUGCCGCGCGGGUGAGCUUUUGCGUUGGAUUUUUUUGGGUCCCACGUGUCGCCCAUUUGUAGAACGGCGGGCCACAC
Messenger RNA from Emiliania huxleyi CCMP1516, 941 nucleotides. RefSeq lists its product as hypothetical. Gene Ontology annotation, molecular function: cycloeucalenol cycloisomerase activity. NCBI's taxonomy places the organism in Eukaryota, Haptophyta, Isochrysidales, Noelaerhabdaceae. The record is from RefSeq and is a predicted model, not a curated record. The transcript has 3 exons. Bases 89 to 835 code for a protein of 248 amino acids.